AUGGCUCCCCCACCGCCUUCUAACCUGCCUCUGCAAGAGAGGAUUCUUGCUCUGGCAAAGACUCUCCAGUUCGGCUGGUUCUCCGGACAUCUAGUCCUCCUUCUCUGUAUUCUGCGAUACUCGCUGUCGUGGAUCCGAUUCAACUACUACUCCAAGACCGCCCAGACCUGCUACCGCCUGUCCUUCAUUGCUGCGGCAGUGACGUAUGGAAUCGUCAUCUACAAGACAUUCAGAGCGAAGCAAAAGGUCGGAGCCAAGUACCCUACAAGUGCCCUCGGCCUCUUGUCUGACGAAAAUGUGCAAUACUUUGCCAUGGCCUUGGUCUGGCUGUUCACUCCCCAGUACCCCCUGGCACUGCUCCCGUACGGUAUCUACUCGGUGUUCCACGUCGCAACUUAUACCCGCGCCAACGUGAUUCCUACCGUUGCCCCUGCUCAGGCUGGCCCGGCUGGUUCUGCCCCCGGUACCAAGUCCAGCAGCCCCAUUGGUGAGGCUAUUGGCAACUUCGUCAAGACCUACUACGACAUGUCCAUGUCCGUCGUCUCCGGCCUCGAGAUCCUCCUCUGGGUUCGCCUGCUCCUGGCUGCCGUUCUCUUCCAGCGCCGAUCCUGGAUCCUGCUGGCCCUCUACACGGCCUUCCUCCGUGCUCGCUUUGCGCAGAGCUCUCACGUCCAGGGCACCGUCACCCAGUUCGGCGCCAGAGUCGACUCGGCAGUCGGCCAGCAGAACACUCCCCCCGUCGCCCGCCAAGUGUGGGACGGUCUCAAGGGUGGUGCUCGCCAGUUCCACGAUAUCACCGAUCUCAGCAGAUACACUAACGGUGCCACUGUGCCCAAGAAGACUUCUUAA
Messenger RNA from Truncatella angustata, 849 nucleotides. RefSeq lists its product as uncharacterized. Lineage: Eukaryota; Fungi; Ascomycota; Sordariomycetes; Amphisphaeriales; Sporocadaceae. Gene Ontology annotation, biological process: membrane organization; endoplasmic reticulum tubular network organization. Gene Ontology annotation, cellular component: endoplasmic reticulum; membrane. The transcript is spliced from 4 exons. The coding region runs from base 1 to 849 and encodes 282 amino acids. The record is from RefSeq and is a predicted model, not a curated record.